AUGCGUUCCUUUGACUUGAAAAAAGACUUGAAUACUCUUGAUACAAUACAUUUGCAACAAGUCGUAAACGUUGCCUGGUUUUCAACGGCCAUUAGCUGGACAAUUGCAGGUGUACUCUUGUUUUAUUCGACCAAUUCAGACACUUUGAAAUCGGACGAUGCAGUGGUAGGGGAGUUCUCGUUAGUGUUUGCAAUGUAUUGUGGUGCUGCAAUGAUUGAAGCAUUAGCAGAACCAAUGUUUGUACUCGUACAUGCUAGUGUCUUAGUCCAUUGGCAAGUCGCAGUUCAAAGUGUCGCAUUUUUCGUCCGAGCGGUUGUGCAGUACGUGGGUGUCGUGGUCCUGGAGAUGGACUUGAUGGCCUACGGAAUCGCAGAAUUGUCGUAUGCUUUGACGUUAUUGGUGAUGUUUCUCGGCUACUUCUGGCGAAGAAUUAAUGCUCUAUCAAUUGAAAAAGACAAGUUUGCAUUGACAAAGAUGACUCAGUUAUUGCCUGGAAAACCGGACGGAAAUGCAGAUUGGUGUCAUGCAGAGCUGAUGAUAUUGCUGGUACCGCUAAGUGUGCAAAGUGGAGUCAAGUAUCUACUAGCAGAAGGAGAUAAGUGGGUGUUGACUGGAUUCGCAUCACUGCAGCAUAUGGGGGUGUAUGGAUUGGUAUCAAAUCUAGGCUCACUUGUGCCGAGAAUUGUCUUUUUGCCGAUUGAAGAAGCUACGAAAACUAUCUUCAGUAAGCUUGCGCUAGCUCAAAAGAAGGAGAGUGACGACCGAAAUGACACACCGACCACGAAAAAGAAAAGUCUGGACGAUGGACAGACUCUGCUACUGGUGCUGCUCAAGCUUAUGAACCUGGUGGGGCUGGUGUUCGUAUGCUUUGGUACCAGCUACGCACACACGUUGGUGUUGAUGCUGUACGGAGCUGAGAAGGCUCGUCACGGUGUGGGUGCUGCGUUAGCUCUCUACUGCGUAUACAUUCCAUUUUUGGGUGUGAAUGGAGUUUGUGAAGCUGUGGUGCACGCUAUCGGAGAUGACCGUGAACUUAUGCGACUAAACAAGCUGCUCGGUGUAUUCUUUGCCAUAUACGCGUUCAGUGCGCUUGUAUUCAUGCAGGUACUCGAUUGGGGCACGUUUGGCCUCAUUCUCGCGAAUUGUAUCAAUAUGGGCUGCCGAAUCCUCUACUGUUUGACAUUUCUGGCUUGGUAUUUUCGUCAAGUAGCUCGAACCUCUCAGCCAAGCAAUAGCUUCGUUAAUGGCUUAUCGUUCUGGCGCCAAUCAUUGCCUGAUCGACUCGUGGUGACUGCAUUCGUAGUUUCUUUGGUGGUGACUAUGACUUCGCAACGCGUGUUGCUUCAUUCCGAGACGGAUGGCCCAGUACCGUUCAUGCGACACAUUGUGCAUGUGACUGUGGGGGUAGUUUGCUUCACUGGAACAGUGCUCACACUCAACCUGAAAGAGCGGCACCUUCUACAUGCUCAAUUGACAGCCCUUCGGGGCCGAUGCAAGUCUCAUGACAACUAA
Messenger RNA from Peronospora farinosa, 1512 nucleotides. The record is from the annotation of a GenBank genome assembly. NCBI's taxonomy places the organism in Eukaryota, Oomycota, Peronosporomycetes, Peronosporales, Peronosporaceae.